CUUUUCUUGCAGAACACCCCCUGCAAACAUCCCGUUGUUAUGUUGGCCGGUGUCAACGCCAAUGAUUUGGAGGCAUUGUUGGAAUUUGUCUAUCGUGGUGAGGUUAGUGUCGAUCAUGCCCAAUUACCAUCACUGUUGCAGGCAGCACAAUGUUUAAAUAUACAAGGACUGGCGCCACAAACCGUGACCAAAGAUGACUAUACGCAUUCGAUACAGUUGCAGCAUAUGAUACCCCAACAUCACCAUGAACAAGAACAAUUGAUUGCCACCAUUGCCACGGCUCCCCAACAAACGGUACACGCUCAAGUUGUUGACGACAUUCAUCAGGCUGGACAAAUUCUGCAGACGACGACACAAACCCAACAAGGCGGACAACAGCAAACGAUUGUGACCACAGAUGCGACCAAGGAUGUUAUACAACAAUAUUUGCCGGCACGCAAACGUAAACCCAGAACUAAGAAAAUGUCACCCACGGCCCCGAAAAUCACCAAAGUUGAAGGUAUGGACACGAUCAUCAGUACACCCACGACAUCGCAUACCACAACCACGGUCCAGACAACACAGCAACAACAACAACAGCAGCAGCAACAACAGGUCCAACAGCAACAACAACAGCAGCAGCAACAAAUCGAAAAUGGCAACGAUGGCUCAAUGAUCACCUCAACACCGAUUAUCAAGAGUGAAGUUACCAAGGUAGAGACAAUUGUUAUGGAUCCGAACACAAGUGAAAUAAGUAUUUCAACUCCCGGCAAAACUGGCAAGCGAACCAAGAAUUUGAGUGGCGAGAAACCCCGUUCCCGAUCACAAUCCGAACAACCGGCCACCUGUCCCAUCUGUUAUGCCGUCAUACGUCAAUCGCGUAAUCUACGUCGUCACUUGGAACUCAGACAUUUUGCCAAACCCGGUGUGAAAAAGGAAAAGAAAACUCCCGGUAAAAAGACCGCCAUGGCUGUGCCACCCGGUUCAUCGAAUGCCUCUGGAACUUCAACGGUAACUACAACAUCGGUUAGCACUGUGCCGCAGGUACAAUCGGUCCAAUCGCUGCAUACCCUACAAACGGUGCAAGUUAAGAAGGAUCCUGAUGCACAAAGUCAAGGACAGACAAUGACAGUGACCACCACAACAACGGGAAAUAAUAAUGGACAGCAAGCUCAACAACAACAGCAGAACCAGCAACAACAAUCACAACAACAGCAACAGGUGCAACAAGUUCAAGUACAACAGGCUCAGCAGCAACAACAACAAAUACAACAGCAUCAUAUUAUCGAUCAAUCGGGUAAUAUAUCAACGACCACCACAACAACAACAAAUACCGGACAGCAGCAAGCCCAGCAACAACAACAGCAGCAGCAGCAAAAUCAACAGCAACAACAACAAAUUGUAACACAAACUGAAAACACCGAUGGCACCACAUCCUUAUCCAUAGCCCAGGUUCAAACUCUGCCCUCCGGUCAUCAAAUUCUGGGCAAUAUUAAUCAGGGCAACAACAAGAACAUUUUGGUAAAGAAGGUUUUCAUUUUGAAAGGCAGUAAUAAUACGUAAUGAUGAUCCAACGAUAUGAUCUGCGGCUCCGACGGUGGUACAGCAGCAGCAGCCAAUCAGCAUGCCGCUGCCGCAACAACGGAUAACGGAGUCGAGGUCGUAACGGCUGGUACAACAACGGCAGCGGCAUCAUCUUCGACAACAUCAUCGGCAGUAACAACAUCGACUGUCGUGGCCGCAACGACG
This is a messenger RNA of Musca vetustissima, 1728 nucleotides long. Its product is annotated as transcription factor GAGA. Gene Ontology annotation, molecular function: protein binding. NCBI's taxonomy places the organism in Eukaryota, Metazoa, Arthropoda, Insecta, Diptera, Muscidae. The annotation marks the transcript as partial. Gene Ontology annotation, cellular component: nucleus. Gene Ontology annotation, biological process: regulation of transcription by RNA polymerase II. The record is from RefSeq and is a predicted model, not a curated record. The transcript is spliced from 6 exons.